This is a messenger RNA of Loxodonta africana (African savanna elephant), 4854 nucleotides long. RefSeq names its product SET and MYND domain containing 4 (gene SMYD4). Gene Ontology annotation, molecular function: histone deacetylase binding. Gene Ontology annotation, cellular component: nucleus; cytoplasm. Gene Ontology annotation, biological process: heart development. Bases 1916 to 4171 code for a protein of 751 amino acids. NCBI's taxonomy places the organism in Eukaryota, Metazoa, Chordata, Mammalia, Proboscidea, Elephantidae. The record is from RefSeq and is a predicted model, not a curated record. The transcript has 10 exons.
CACAUAUUCACAAUUUCUUUAUGACUUAACAGAGAACGGUUGGAUGGUCAUAUCUGCAUCUGUAUUCCAUCUGUUGCAGUGUUGUUUUGGUUAAAACAUAUGAAGAAAAUCUGGCCUCACGCAGAUAAGUAGUUGAAAAAAGGAGAGCCUGUAUGACCCUUUCAUGUAAUUGAAGACAUUCUUCUUGGUACUGCACCAAAACUCAACAGGUGGUAGUUCCUGAAAGGCUAGCUGGAAGAUGGAAUUUGAAACUACAAAUGAAAUUUCAUACUCUGAUAUACUAAAAUCCAUCUUGCACUGGUGGUGCAGUGCUUAAGAGCUUGGCUGCUAACCAAAAGGUUGGCAGUUCGAAUCCAUCAGCCACUCCCUGGAAACCCUAUGUGUUCUAUAGGGUCACUAUGAGUCGGAAUCAAUGGCAAUGGGGGUUUUUGUUUUUUUGGUUUAUUUUGGUCUUGGAAUGUGUCAUUUACCCAUGUAUGAUUUUUACUUUUUGGAUACCCUGAAAGGGUCUCAGGGGUGCCCAGAGAUCCUCAGACCACACUUUGAGAACUGCUAUUAUAGGCCUACCAUGAAGGUGCAUCUGACUACACACAGAUGUGUCUCUGAACCCAAGAUUUGAUGCCAAACCAUACCAAUAGUAUUUUUUCUUCCCUGACAGUGAAUAUGCUGAGCACCUACUCUGUGCCAGUAUGGUCUUAGGCCCAGGGAGGGACUCAAAAACCUCUGUUGAAACUAAGAUUAAAUGUGAGAGAAUUUUAAUUGAACUGUCUCUGCCUUUAAAGACCUCAUAGGCUAACUGAAGAGGGACAGAACUAACAAGACGUAACAAUUGGUGGACAAUUGAAUGUUUAAAAACUAUAUGGUGCAGACUAUACCUGCAAUCGGCUACAGUUCAGAAAAGGAAAAGUUCAUCAUUCAUAAGAGCAGUGAAAGAAGAUUAUAAGGAGAAAGGCCUUUAAAAGAGGAUUUAAAUAAAGAAAUGGGAAUCUAGGAGAGGACACUAACAAAAGAACAGAAGUAGAAAUGAGGAUGGUAUGCUCUUGUGAAAACUAUAAGGACACCUUGCUUACUAGAACUUAGAGUAACUGGUGGGAAUUGAUGAGAGAUGAAUGAGUUGGCCAUGUCUGUGUCAUAAAAGUCUCAAAAGCUACACAGAACAGUCCAAGCUCAAUUUGAUAGAAAAUAAGGAAGCAUUGUAGUCCUGCCUCACCAUCUUCUUAAAAACAAAAAUCAGGCCAGUUAAUUUUGCUGAUUUCUUAAAUGCUGUGUUCUCAGAUACUCCUAAGUUCUAGAAUAUCACCAGGAGUCUUCCCAUUCGUGUGUAUAGAUGUGACUUUUUUCCUUAGCUCAGAUGAUAGUGAUUGGUUAUCUUUCUCUGUCAGCCAUUCACUCAAGUAUUUUUAACACAGUUUAAGUGGCAAAUACUCCUUGAUAAAAAGGCUUUGUGUAAUAUCUCAUUCUCCAUACCAAAGCUCCUUUAUAAUAUGUAUCCAAGGGAUGAUUCAUUGGUCGGUAAUCAUGAGAUAAAGAGGAAAAAAAAAAUGGCAACUUUGUCCUCUAAAUAGAAAAUCCAGUCCCUGUGUCUCUAAAACCACAACAUUUUUUCCUCCAGUCACAUUACAUAAUACCUACAACCCCUACCCCAUAUGUUCCAAUGUUUUGCAGGCACGUGCUCUUGUUUCAGGUGCUUUGGUUAGGAGCUUUCCUUGAAGCAACAAGUCCAUGCUCGAUUUAGGGGAGCCCUAGUGCUGCAGUGGUUAAGUGCUUGGCUGCUAACUGAAAGGUCUGCAGUUCAAACUCACCAGCCGCUCUGCGGGAGAAAGAUGUGGCAGUCUGCUUCCGAAAAGGUUGACAGCCUUGGAAGCCCUGUGGGGUGGUUCUCCUCUGUCCUGCAGGGUGGCCACCUGAAGAUGAGAUGGUUUUGAAAAGACUUUCUAGAGGUUACUUGGUGGGAAAGGACCCCAACGCUUCCCUUUUCUACAAAGAAGAAGGAAACAAAAAAUUUCAAGAGAAGGAUUAUAUGGGAGCAGCAGUGUUGUACUCUAAGGGAGUAUCACAUUCAAGGCCUAACACCGAGGCCAUCUCACUGUGUUAUGCCAAUCGCUCUGCAGCCUUCUUCCACCUGGGCCAGUACGAAACAUGUCUUGAAGACAUCAUCAGAGCCCAGAGUCAUGGGUAUCCAGAAAGAUUGCAACCCAAGAUGAUGUUGCGUAAGGCAGAGUGUCUGGUGACCCUGGGCAGGCUACAGGAAGCAAGCCAGACCAUCAGUGAUCUUGAAAGUAAACUCGCUGCCAAACCAACACUAGCAGCUUCCCACUUUGAGGUUCUGCAGAGAAACCUACAUCGUCUGAAAACAAAGGUACAAAAAAAGGAGAAUCUCUCAGAAACCUUCCCAGCAGCUCUAACCAAAGCUUUCAAGGAUAUGGACCUAAUGGAAGAGAGUGAACAAAUUCCUAGUGCAUCAUCAUCUGUCAGCUUAUGUACAGACCCUUUAAAAGGUCGCCAUCUGAUUGCCACAAAAGACAUUCUCCCAGGAGAGCUCCUGGUGAAGGAGGCAGCUUUUGUGAGUGUCCUUAACCCAGGAGAAAUGCCACAGCUACACCAUGGUCUAGAAAGCAAGUGGAACACCAGAGUUACCAAUGGGGAUCUCCACUGUCACUGCUGCUUGAAGCACACUUUGGCCACAGUUCCCUGUGAUCAGUGCAGCUAUGCCAAGUAUUGCAGCCAAGAGUGCAUGCAGCAGGCCUGGGAGCUCUACCACACUGUGGAGUGUCCUCAAGGGGGGCUGCUUCUCACACUGGGUAUCUUCUGCCACAUUGCCCUGAGGGUGACUCUUUUAGCUAGGUUUGAAGAUGUUGGUAAAGUCGUAAGGAAGCUGUGUGGUGAGAUUGGUAACAAGGAUAUCUGUUUACCUGAAAGUGAGAAUAUGCUCAAAACACUCAAUUAUGACCUGGGAGAGAAUGAGGAAAAUGGUAAAAUAGUCGAGACCCCAAUUCCUGGAUGUGAUAUCAAUGGGAAAUAUGAAAAUAACUAUAAUGCUGUCUUCAAUCUUUUGCCCCAUACUGAAAACCAUAGCCCAGAGCACAAAUUCCUCUGUGCUCUGAGUGUUGCUGCACUGUGCAGGCAGCUUGAAGCAGCUAGCUUUUGGGCCCUCAAACCAGGUCUGAAGUCCUCUAAGCCAAAAACAGCAGUGACUCAUGUGUUGUCUCCAGAGUUGAAUAUUUGGGGAGUGGUGAUGCUGAGACACAUGUUACAGCUUCAGUGUAAUGCCCAGGCAAUAACUACCAUACAACACACAGGAUCUAAAGAGAGCAUCAUUACCGAAAGCAGGGAGAUUCGCCUUGCCACAGGCAUCUUCCCUGUUGUCAGCCUCCUGAACCAUUCCUGCAGGCCCAACACCAGCGUGUCCUUCACUAGCACUGUCGCCACCAUUCGGGCAUCACAGCAGAUUGCAAAAGGGCAGGAGAUUCUCCACUGCUAUGGGCCUCACGAGAGCCGGAUGGCUGUUGCUGAAAGGCAGCAGAAGCUGAGGUCUCAGUAUUUCUUUGAAUGCACCUGCCCAGCGUGUCACAAGGAGCCCAGAGCCACUGCAGGGCCCAGGUGGGCAGCAUUCUGUUGUCACAGCUGCAGAGCUGUCAUGCAGGGAGAGGAUGUGCUGAGCUGUGGCAACAGAUCUUGUACGGAAUCAGUCAGCAGGAGUCACCUAGUCUCUCGGUUACAGGACCUUCAGCAGCAGGUUGGGAUGGCCCAGAAGCUUCUCAGAAGUGGUAAAUUAGAGCAAGCUGUUCAGCAGUUGUUGGGGUGCCAGCAUGCUGCUGAGAGUUUCCUGCCAGCAGAACACACCGUGGUAGGAGAAAUCGACGAUCACCUGGCCCAGGCCUAUGCCGCCUUAGGGGACUGGGAAAAGUCAGCUACCCACCUACAGAAGAGUCUGCAAGUGGUUGAGGUUCGCCAUGGCCCAUCCAGUAUUGAAAUGGGCCGUGAGCUCUUCAAACUGGCCCAAAUCUUUUUCAAUGGGUGUGCAAUACCCGAAGCUCUGAAUACAAUACAAAAGGCAGAAAAGGUUCUGUCGGUUCACUGUGGCCCUUGGAGUGACGAGAUUGAGGAGCUACAAAAGAUGAAAUCCUGUUUAUUGAACUUGCUGCCCAUCCCUGUGGGGCCUUCAGGCUAGGAUUCCAAGGGGACUUUGAUGCACAGGAAAGGAACCCAUAGAAGACGAGUUGGAGAGGCUCUGUGCUGCUGAGCUGUUGCCAGUAAACACAAGACUUGCCUGAAAGCCUAGUUUAUGAGGGGAGGGGAGGACUCAGAAAGCACCUCAGAGAGAGAAGCUCACCUGUUUCGAUGAAUGUUUCUUAAGCAGUUAACUGCCCUUCAUGAAAAACUCCCAGUUUCCAGAACAGCUAAAACCAGUAUCUGGAGAGUCCACGACCUUCAAAGGAUUUUAGCCGAUCUGCAGGCAUCUGGGUGUUAGCCUUGGGCUUUGGCCAGAUUCCACCUCACGAAAUGAUCAUAGUCCUUUUUCCUGGAACAUUCCUAUGGUUUCUGGUCGUAAUGAAAUGCUGUGUGCUACCCUAAGAGGAACUUAAAUUCUUAGUAGUUGUGCCGUGAUUGAAAAAUAAUUACAAAGUAAGAAAUCCGUGAGGCUCCUUACCCCUAGAGACGCACACACUUUCACUUACGGUAUCUCACUUCCUUGAAUCCUUUGUUAAAACCGGUGGAGGAUAAAUUGUGAAUAGAGAAAUAAAUAUGGGGCCAUCUUAUUAUUGGGCAAUUUCUUCCUGGGAUAGCAACUCUGAAUUUGUUUUUUACCAGUUUUCCAGCCCUUAUUAUCUGGCUUUCAUUCUAUACUCUUGG